Urocitellus parryii (Arctic ground squirrel) is the source of this 3211-nucleotide messenger RNA. It is a transcript of the gene Dclk1, whose product is annotated as doublecortin like kinase 1. Gene Ontology annotation, biological process: protein phosphorylation; intracellular signal transduction. The record is from RefSeq and is a predicted model, not a curated record. Gene Ontology annotation, molecular function: protein kinase activity; ATP binding. NCBI's taxonomy places the organism in Eukaryota, Metazoa, Chordata, Mammalia, Rodentia, Sciuridae.
CGGGCAAGGACAGCUCCAGGAGGCAGCCCCAAGCGCGGCCACAAAGAUCCYCGGCGACUCUCCUCGGACCGGUUCCCCUUGCAGUCCAUCAUGUCCUUCGGCAGAGACAUGGAGCUGGAGCACUUCGAUGAGAGGGACAAGGCRCAGAGAUACAGCCGAGGGUCGCGGGUGAACGGCCUGCCGAGCCCCACGCACAGCGCCCACUGCAGCUUCUACCGCACCCGCACGCUGCAGACCCUCAGCUCCGAGAAGAAGGCCAAGAAAGUUCGUUUCUAUCGAAAUGGAGAUCGAUAUUUCAAAGGGAUUGUGUACGCCAUCUCCCCAGACCGCUUCCGAUCUUUUGAGGCCCUCCUGGCUGAUUUGACCCGAACUCUGUCGGAUAACGUGAAUUUGCCCCAGGGAGUGAGAACAAUCUACACCAUUGAUGGGCUCAAGAAGAUUUCCAGCCUGGACCAACUAGUGGAAGGAGAGAGUUAUGUGUGCGGCUCAAUAGAGCCCUUCAAGAAACUGGAGUAUACCAAGAAUGUGAACCCCAACUGGUCAGUGAAUGUCAAGACCACCUCAGCUUCCCGGGCAGUGUCUUCACUGGCCACUGCCAAAGGCAGCCCUUCGGAGGUGCGUGAGAAUAAGGAUUUCAUUCGGCCUAAGCUGGUCACCAUCAUCAGGAGUGGAGUGAAGCCGCGGAAAGCUGUCAGGAUUCUGCUGAACAAGAAGACGGCUCAUUCCUUUGAGCAAGUCCUCACUGACAUAACCGAUGCCAUCAAGCUGGACUCGGGAGUGGUGAAACGCCUGUACACUUUGGAUGGCAAACAGGUGAUGUGCCUUCAGGACUUUUUUGGUGACGAUGACAUUUUUAUUGCAUGUGGACCGGAGAAGUUCCGUUACCAGGAUGAUUUCUUGCUAGAUGAAAGUGAAUGUCGUGUGGUGAAGUCCACUUCUUACACCAAAAUAGCUUCAUCAUCCCGCAGGAGCACCACCAAGAGCCCAGGACCUUCCCGGCGCAGCAAAUCCCCUGCCUCCACCAGCUCAGUUAAUGGAACCCCUGGUAGUCAGCUCUCUACUCCUCGCUCGGGCAAGUCGCCAAGCCCAUCACCUACCAGUCCAGGAAGCCUGCGGAAGCAGAGGAGCUCUCAGCAUGGUGGCUCUUCUACUUCACUGGCAUCCACCAAAGUCUGCAGCUCAAUGGAUGAGAACGAUGGCCCUGGGGAAGAAGUGUUGGAGGAAGGCUUCCAGAUUCCAGCCACAAUAGCAGAACGAUAUAAAGUCGGAAGGACAAUAGGAGAUGGAAAUUUUGCCGUUGUCAAGGAAUGUGUAGAAAGGUCAACUGCUAGGGAGUAUGCUCUGAAAAUUAUCAAGAAGAGCAAGUGUCGAGGCAAAGAACACAUGAUCCAGAAUGAGGUGUCUAUUUUAAGAAGAGUGAAGCAUCCCAAUAUUGUCCUUCUGAUUGAGGAGAUGGACGUGCCGACUGAGCUUUAUCUUGUCAUGGAAUUAGUAAAGGGCGGAGACCUUUUUGAUGCCAUUACUUCCACUAACAAAUAUACCGAGCGAGAUGCCAGUGGGAUGCUGUACAACCUGGCCAGCGCCAUCAAAUACCUGCAUAGCCUGAACAUCGUGCACCGAGACAUCAAGCCAGAGAACCUGCUGGUAUAUGAGCACCAAGAUGGCAGCAAAUCCCUGAAGCUGGGUGACUUUGGAUUGGCCACCAUUGUAGAUGGCCCCCUAUACACAGUCUGUGGCACCCCAACAUAUGUGGCUCCUGAAAUAAUUGCAGAGACUGGAUAUGGCCUCAAGGUGGACAUCUGGGCAGCUGGUGUAAUCACUUACAUCCUGCUGUGUGGUUUCCCUCCAUUUCGUGGAAGUGGUGAUGACCAGGAGGUGCUUUUUGAUCAGAUCUUGAUGGGGCAAGUGGACUUUCCUUCUCCGUACUGGGAUAAUGUUUCUGAUUCUGCAAAGGAGCUCAUUACCAUGAUGCUGUUGGUCAAUGUGGAUCAGCGAUUUUCAGCUGUGCAGGUCCUUGAGCAUCCCUGGGUUAAUGAUGAUGGCCUCCCAGAAAAUGAACAUCAGCUGUCAGUAGCUGGAAAGAUAAAGAAGCAUUUCAACACAGGCCCCAAGCCGAACAGCACAGCAGCCGGAGUUUCUGUCAUAGCAACCACCGCUCUUGAUAAGGAGAGGCAGGUUUUCCGACGAAGACGCAACCAGGAUGUGAGGAGCCGGUACAAGGCGCAGCCAGCUCCGCCAGAACUCAACUCGGAAUCGGAAGACUACUCCCCGAGCUCCUCCGAGACUGUUCGCUCCCCCAACUCACCCUUUUAAUAAGCCCCUUUUACUCAAAGUCCUAGCUUAACCCUUUGAGACUCUGAGAUUUUUUUCCCCAAAAUUUAUGUGAAACAGUUUCAUCUGAUCUAUCUAGCGCUCAAUGCUUGAAUGGCAGAAGAGAAAGUGUGUUUUUCGGGUCUCUUUGUAGCGAUUUCCCUUUACUGAAUGAGAUGGCACGUGUCGUUUGUGAAGAUGGUAAUUUGCUGCUAAUAGGGUCCUCAAAGGGUUAAAGCUAAUUUGCCAAUUUUUUUAAACAUAGAAGCAAUGAAUGUUUUCAUCAGUCAAGUUAGGAUCUGCAGUAUGUAAUAUAGCACAUGUUAACCCUCUGAGUGCAUAGAGUUUUAUUGAGAAUCCUUGCUGGGGAAUUUUUCAGGCCUUUGGAUGUACACGCACAUGUUUCUUGAUUCUGCUGCAGAUCAAGGGGUGUUCUUAAAAUGCUGAAACGUCCGGACAAGAAGGGGAUCUAGAAUGAUCUCUGGCUUGUCCUUUUCUGUGGGUUUAGAACAUGGCAGGUUUAUAACUUCAGCAUAUGCACCCCUCUUUCCUCUUCAUGAUCCUAUUAGGAAAGGGAUUUUUUUUUCUUCUUUAGAAGUAUAACCAUCUGCUGCAGUGAGGCCUGCAUAGUGGGGAGUGGAGGGAAUUGGGUUUGUGGCAAACAGCCUGACCCAGGAAAUUGUCGGUGCCCUCUCCCCGCAAACUGUCUCCAUACAAAGACGUACUGGUGACGCCUCAGAAAUGCUGCUUCUACAUCAGCUGCUGCUAGUGCCAGCACAGACCCUCCAGGGAUCACCRUGGCUUAUCUUGUGCUUGGUGAGGSAGGGUCUGUCUGCUCAGUAUCAAACAUCUACAGGAAAGAAACAACUGGUGGAAAAGAGCAAUAAAUUGCCAGGUGCUC